Molecule: messenger RNA, 1113 nt
Organism: Rotaria socialis
Lineage: Eukaryota; Metazoa; Rotifera; Eurotatoria; Philodinida; Philodinidae
Source: the annotation of a GenBank genome assembly
AUGAGCAAUAGCUCAUAUAGAUUGUUGAACAGUUCGAGUGAUAAAAUUGACAUUGAUUCAUCUAUUAAAGACUCCGGGGCAUCAUCUACAACCAUGAUUAAUUCCAAUAGUACGUUGAAAAAUCGAUUUAUCCAAAUAACAAUUGCUGUUAUACUUUACUGGUUUGUUUCAAUAACCAUGGUCUUCUUGAAUAAAUAUUUACUUAGUUCCAAUGAAGUAAAACUUGAUGCUCCACUUUUCAUAACAUGGUAUCAAUGCGUAGUAACAGUUGGCAUUUGUGCUUUAUUAGGAAAUUUAAAUACGCAUUUAACAAUUUUCUCAAAAUUUCCAACAUUUAAAAUCGAUCUCAAAAUCGCACGUGAUGUUCUACCAUUAUCGAUCAUGUUUGUUGCUAUGAUUACAUUCAAUAAUUUAACGCUGAAAUAUUUAACAGUUUCAUUCUAUAUGGUUGGCCGAUCGUUAACGACUGUUGCAAAUGUGGUUUUUACUUAUUUAAUGCUUGGGCAAAGAACGUCUGUCAAAGCCUUGGGAUGUUGUGCGCUUAUUGUAGCAGGAUUUUUUCUUGGUAUUGAUCAAGAAAAUGCACUUGGCACUCUUUCAAUGUUUGGUGCAUUUUGUGGCGUAGCUUCCAGUGUAUUUGUAGCUUUGAAUGCUAUCUAUACUUCUCGAUGUUUACCAUGUGUUGAUAAUAAUGUUUGGCGUUUAUGUUUAUACAAUAAUUUUAAUGCGUGCAUUCUAUUUAUUCCUCUUAUGCUAAUCUUCGGUGAAUCACCAAUUGUUCUAAGCUACCCGAAAAUAUUUAAUUUAGCUUUUUGGUUCGCGAUGACAAUGGCUGGUUUACUCGGCUUUUCCAUGGGCUAUGUGACUGGCUAUCAAAUACAAAUGACAAGCCCUUUAACACACAAUGUGUCAGGUACCGCUAAGUCGUACGUACAAACACUAAUUGCUGUCGUUGCUUAUACUGAAACGAAAACAUCGCUUUGGUGGAUAUCAAAUUUAUUCGUACUUGGCGGUUCGGGUUUAUUUGCCCAUGUUCGAGCAACGGAAAUGAAGCAAAAUCAUAAUGCCAGCAAAAAUAGUGAUACAAUUCCAACGACAUCGUUACCAAAAUAG